GCGCGAUGGAUUCGAAUGAUUCUGUUAGCUUCCAGAAUAGCGAGGAAGAUCUCGUGGAACAAAGUGAGUGUUCAGUGAAGAAGACAGCAAUCCUUGUGGAGUACCCUGGACAAGUGAAGAAUAUUAACAAAUGCCUGGAAACACUCGGAGGACUCGGCAAAAUUUCUGAGACUUUUGAGAAUGAAAAACGACGCCUGGAGGUGAAAUUUACUCCGAAGAAUCACUUCAGUAAAUCCGUCUUUGGCGAUGAGCACCCAACGACGGGACUUUUGCUGAAAGUCAAAAUCCCCCGGAAGCGUUUGACGAAAACUUUGGAUGUUCCUUCGGAGAAAGUGGAGAUUGUGGCCAGAGUUGACAAAUGCUACCAAUUCACGGGGCUCUGUGACUUCCAACUCCUGCCCAUUGUGAAGCGAGAUGAUGGAAGAGUGGACAUGGUUUAUGAGGAAAUGAUUCCCACGUACAAGGAUACUUAUUCAUGGCUUACUGAGAAACCCAAUGUACCCUAUUUCCUGCCACCAUUGCUGUUCUCUCGCCUUGAUUCGGUGCAGCAUAAAAUCUUCAAACCCACCAUGACCACAGAGAAGGGAAUGAUUGCUCCGAGGAUCUUUCAACGAAAGAAGCGAAGCAAAUACAAUGUCAUUGCGUCAUUUAAUCUGCAUGAUACCCUACCUGAGAGGAUGAAUCCUGCCGCCGGGGAGAUGCUUAAAGUGAAAUUUAUUUCCCCGGAAGAAUUCAAUGCUGUCAAGAGAACGCUGGAAGAUCGACCAAUUUGCUCCCGGAUGGCGCUGUGCUUCCUGUCAAAAGUACAGCUUGCACGCGUGAAGAUCAUCCUCCCCACGCUUGCCUUCUUCUUCAACUCAGGCCCAUGGAGGGGACUUUGGUGUCGCUUUGGCUUUGAUCCUCGCAAACACUUCGAAGCCCGCCACUUCCAGGUUCUCGACUACCGGCUGCGCAAUCAAGUGGGUGCCCGGCACUACGUUAAUCGCAAAAGUACCUACGCCGUUGGAUCCGUGAACAAAGUCAGCGUGUCCCAGAGGAAGCCCAACAAUGUCGUUCAGCGAAUACGGCAGGAGGAGGAGAAGGACACGGAGGAUCGUGUGAUCUACUCGCCGUACUUCGAAGUGGGCAAAAUGCCCGAAGCCCGGCAGAUUAACUACCAAUACUGCGACAUUCGCGUACCCAAAAUCCAGGAGAUGCUCGAGAAACUCCCUGGGCCUCUGUACGGAACGACGUGCAGCGAGAAAUCCGGUUGGCUCCCGCCGGGAUUUGAAGUUCAAUGCCGCGAAAUUAUGAAUGAACUCCUCCGGGAGCACUUCCAGACGGAAAUCCUCAAACGGGAAGAGCUUGAGGAAUCCGCUGAGGAGGAAAUGUCCAGCGAUGAGGAGUCAAUGAUGAUGGAGGAUGCCUUCGAGGAUAUGGACAUCGAUGAGAGUACAAGGGAGAGCAAGUAAUCUCCGGAAAGGAUUUUGUAAAAGAUUUUUUUUGAAUAAAAAAUAUUAUUUAAUCAU
This is a messenger RNA of Lutzomyia longipalpis, 1508 nucleotides long. RefSeq names its product general transcription factor 3C polypeptide 5 (gene l(2)37Cd). The record is from RefSeq and is a predicted model, not a curated record. The transcript has 2 exons. Gene Ontology annotation, cellular component: transcription factor TFIIIC complex. Lineage: Eukaryota; Metazoa; Arthropoda; Insecta; Diptera; Psychodidae. The coding region runs from base 6 to 1451 and encodes 481 amino acids. Gene Ontology annotation, biological process: transcription initiation at RNA polymerase III promoter.